Molecule: messenger RNA, 1368 nt
Organism: Trichomonas vaginalis G3
Lineage: Eukaryota; Parabasalia; Trichomonadida; Trichomonadidae
Product: amino acid transmembrane transporter protein
Exons: 1
Coding region: 1-1368 (455 amino acids)
Biological process (GO): amino acid transmembrane transport
Molecular function (GO): amino acid transmembrane transporter activity
Source: RefSeq, a predicted model, not a curated record
AUGGAAGAUCAACAUGAACCACAAGUUGUUCAAGUAGAGGAAGAAACAACAUUAGACUCCUCUAACUCAUAUACUACAACAGAAGAAACAAAAUCAGACUCUUCUGAGAAGAAAAAUCCAGAAAAUCCAGAUGCCUCCUUGGAUAAUGAGAAGGAAGAUGAAGAAUUUGAAAGACACAGAGUAGGACGUUUCGCCACAGUUAUCAAUCUUUUGAACUCAUUACUUGGAGCAAGUAUCUUUUCCUUACCAGGAAAAUUCAAAGAAAUAGGAAUCAUCCCAUCAGUUGUACUCCUUGCAGUUGCAGCUUAUAUAUCUUAUGUUUGUGCUAAUAUUCUUGUUCGUCUUCAAAAGGAAGUCAAAGGAACAGGAUUAGAUGACAUCUCAUUGAAAAUAUUCGGAAGGGUUGGCCAAAUCAUUGUUUCCAUCAUAUCCUUAGUCUUCUGCACAUCAGGCGUGGUCGCAUUCAUUGUCAUCGCAUGUGAUGUAAUUCAACAAUGGUUUGUUCUCAAAGGAAUCAAAGUUACCUACAUGAUCCGUGUUGCAAUCACAUUCAUUUACAGUAUCUUACCAGUUUCAUUGGCAAUUCCAAGAUCUUUGAAAUUCUUAUCGUAUUUCUCUUCAUUGACAAUCCUUAUUAUGUUGUUCUAUGUUUUGGUUGUCAUCAUCAGAUCGCCGAAGAUCAUCCCACACCAAAACUUUAAGGAUCCAAACUUCUCAAUUGGCAAAUUUGGUUUUGGAAUCUUCUCAGCCUUGUCUGUCUUCUUCCUUAACUUCACAUUGCCAAUUACUACACUUCCAAUCAUUGAGAAGUACAACAAAGACCUCAAGAAGAGAAGUAUUGCUUUGGAAUUCACAAGUGUCGCAUGCUUUGCUAUACUUGCCAUACCAGGAGUUCUUGGAUACAUGAUGAUAUUUGAUGUUGGAACAUCAGAAUUGAUCUUUUCGUAUGAAAAGUUCCAGAAAGAUGUAUUAUUCAAUAUUGUCAAGGGAGGAUGCUUAAUCGCUGUAUCAUGUUCUUAUCCUAUAUUCGUUAAGCCGAUUGUUGCCACAUGGUCGCAGUUCUUCUUCAGAGAAAAUGACGCAUAUAACCUUUCAAUUCCAAAAUUGGCAAUUGCACAUGCAAUCGCACACAUAAUUCCUGUUUGCGUUGCAGCAUUUUAUCCAAAGGUUAUGACAAUUCUCGAUUAUUGCGGAUCUUUCGGCGUUUUAAUCAAUAUUACUGUCCCAGGAUUGCUUUAUUAUAUGCAUUUCAAGCCAAGGCUUAACUCUAUAUUAUUCUGGUGGUCAUGGCUCAUUAUUAUAAUAGGUAUUUUUGUUGCUAUUGCAACUAUUAUUAUCAAUGUUAAGAGUGCAAUCACUUCUCAUUAA